This is a messenger RNA of Miscanthus lutarioriparius, 225 nucleotides long. NCBI's taxonomy places the organism in Eukaryota, Viridiplantae, Streptophyta, Magnoliopsida, Poales, Poaceae. The record is from the annotation of a GenBank genome assembly.
AUGGAAGGCCUCAUCCCAUUCAUCUACAGGGCCAUCGUGCAGUACAAGAAGGAAGGGCAGGUCUCCGUGGGCGACCUCUUCUUCGACGAGCCCUCGCCAACGUCCUACUUCCAUCUCCCGGGCGACUCCGGCCGGUACCAACAGGUGACGACGACGAGCGAUCUGUUCUCCCAGACUACGGCCAGCUCUGGUCCUCCUAAGGAGAGGCUUUGCACACUGGAGUGA